Leucoraja erinaceus (little skate) is the source of this 2829-nucleotide messenger RNA. RefSeq names its product galactoside alpha-(1,2)-fucosyltransferase 2-like. The record is from RefSeq and is a predicted model, not a curated record. Gene Ontology annotation, biological process: carbohydrate metabolic process. Gene Ontology annotation, molecular function: galactoside 2-alpha-L-fucosyltransferase activity. NCBI's taxonomy places the organism in Eukaryota, Metazoa, Chordata, Chondrichthyes, Rajiformes, Rajidae. Gene Ontology annotation, cellular component: membrane.
GUUAAAGAGCCUGUGUUGUUGGGAUAACUGUGGGAGUCAGUGGAUUUGUAGUAGACAUCAGUCGAUAGUUUGUACCCUGUCAUUAGAAGUUGAUUGAUCACAAAAUCAAAACAGGAGUAGGGGGUAUAGUGGAAAGAAAUUGUGGAUAAAUGCAGCUAAAUUUUAAUUGAUAUGUGUUCUGACACCUUUUUGUCCCUGAAAAGGAAGCUCUGGAUAUUUUAAUUUUAUUAACACCCUUUUUUAAACUUUUGAUUGAUCCCAAGUGUAAAUGAAUGCUUGUUAACGUUGAGUUCAUUUGUGUGCAUUCAGUGGCCCUGAUAAUAGUGACAAGUCUGGAAUUUGCCUCAAUAUUCAGUGAGAAAUUAGGACGUCUUGGGUGUGCAGAAUAAUAUAAUAAUAAUAAUAACUUUAUUUGUACAUUCAUACAAUUGAAUGCAACCCAAAGUGCUUUCCACGUUGAAUCAGAUGUAAACAAAAAUAUAAUUAAAAACAGUUAGAACAUAGGCUGUUAAUGGCAUAAAAACACAGAUUUAUAUGAAAAUAUAAAAUAUUAAAUUGAGAGUGUAAAAGGACAAAGGAAGUAACAUCAGUUAAAAGCUUGAUUAAAAAGGUAAGUCUUUAGCUGUCGUUUAAAAAUGUCAAGUGAGUGGAUGUCUCUCACAGCCCUAGGUAGGGUAUUCCACAGCUUGGGGGCACUUCUGUCUUUUCCCUGAAACUAAUUAUUCCCUUUGUUUUUCAGAAAUAGGUUAAUUGGAAAUGAAUGUACAUUCUCCCCAUGACCCCGCUGUAUCUCAAAACUAAACUAAACAUUAGCAAAUUUGAGGAAUUGUUCAAAUGUAAUAUUAUUAAUAAUAAUUUUUAAUAAUAAUAACUUUAAUAAUUUUAUUUUAAACACAGAAGCACUGAGGUAAAUUGAAAGAACAGAGAAGAUGCAACUUGUGAACAUCAUGAAAAUAGUUUUGACAAAGUGCAUUUCUAUUGCGCAAAAAAAGAUGAAACGUCACUUCUUCAUAUUCAUUUUACUUUCAGUAACAUUUGUUUGCAUAAAUAUUGGAUGGCAAUAUAAACUUCAGUUUAAAAUAGUUAAUUUAAAUAAUGAUACAAAUGUAAAAUGUGGUAAGGAAGAUGGUCAAACCAGAAUGGAGAAUAUUCCAAAGGGAAUUUGGACAAUUAAUUCUAUUGGACGACUUGGCAACCAGUUGGGGGAAUAUGCAACACUGUAUGCUUUGGCAAAGCUGAAUGGUCAUCAGGCCUACAUUUUGCCUUCCAUGGCCAAUUAUCUGUCUCCUCUCUUUAAAACUACUCUUCCAACCCUCCAUGAAAGCUUGAACAAAAAAUUACACUUGAAGCCUUACGGGCUCCAUGACUGGAUGGAUGAUGAGUAUCGUAAUAUUCCAGGGGACUAUCGAAUACUCACGGGAUACCCGUGCUCCUGGACCUUCUAUCAUCACUUACGAGAGGAAAUUCUCCGCGAGUUCACCUUUCAUGACUUUAUAACGGAAGAGACAAAUACAUAUCUGAGACGCAUCGGGGGAGAGCGAAAGAAUGUGACUUUUGUUGGUGUUCAUGUUCGAAGGGGCGAUUAUUUACAAACCAUGCCAAAAAUAUGGAAAGGGGUUGUGGCGGAUAAGAAAUAUUUAGAAAAAGCAAUGACUUACUUCAGAAAUAAAUUCAAGAAUGUAAUUUUUGCGGUGACAAGUGAUGGAAUGGAUUGGUGCAAGGAGAACAUCAAUAAUUCCAAAGGGGAUGUUUUCUUUUCAGAUACAUUGAACAGUCCAGGUCAAGAUCUUUCUAUUCUUGCUCAUUGUAAUCACACUAUAAUGACGAUAGGAACAUUUGGGUAUUGGGCUGGGUACCUCGCUGGUGGGGAGACUAUUUAUCUCGAUAAUUACACUCUGCCUGAUUCACCGUUUCUAAAGAUAUUUAAGUACAAAGCAGCUUUCUUACCUCAAUGGAUUGGAAUUCCAGCUGAUCUCUCACCUCUUCAAGACACUGCCAGUACAAAAAAAAACAAUAACUAAUUUAACCAAGCAUUCUUAAUUCAAACUGUCAUACACCAUGGAAAGAGGCUCAUCGGCCAAACUUGCCCAAGUCAAACAAGAUGCCCCAUCCACAUUAGUCCCACCUGCCCACCUUAAGCCCAUCUCCCUCUCACCCAUUCCAAUACAUGUACCUGUCCAAAUGUAUUUUAAAUGUUCUCAUUGUACGUGCCUCAACUACCUCCUUGGUGAGCUCUUUCCAUAUACCCACCUCGCUCUGUGGAAAACUUUCCCACUCAGGGGCAACUAUUAAAUCUAUUAAUAGUUUAAAUUGAAUUAUUUAAAUCUUUCCCCUCUCACCUUACCCUGGGUAAAACACUGUGCAAUCACCCUAUCUGUUCCCCUCAUUACUUUAUACACCCCUAUAGGAUCACUCCUCAACUUCCUGCGCACCAUGAAAUAAACUCCGAGCCUGCCUGACCUCUCACAAUAGCACAGACCUCGUCAAUCUUCUCUGCAGUCUCUCCAGCUUCACAACAUCCUUCCUAUAGUAGGGUGACCAAAACUGAACACAUUACUCUAAGAUACAAGAGACAGAAGAUUCUGAAAGUCAGGCAGCAUCUGUGGAGGGAAUCGAUAGGGAAUGGGUAGGUGACAUAAUUGGCUGGCACUCUUAUUCUGACAAAUGGAUUGGAUGGGGUUGAGGGGAAAGCUGGAAAAUGGGUGGGAGUGGGACAAAGCCUGGUAAAUGAUAGGUUGGUGUCGGUGAGGGUGUUGAUUGUCAGAUGGGUUGAGUAAAUGACAAAGGCUUCAGGUGCAAAGGGUGUUUGAUAAGGAGGGAAGAGGAAGA